CAGGGAUGGACUGACAACUCAUGGAAACUCGUGGCAAUAGGGGAUCAUGGUGGGCCCCUGUGUCCUUGGCCAAACUCAAAAAAGCCUAUGAAACAGGUACCAGAGGCAUCUCAUGGGGCCCCCUACUGACCCCGGGCCCUCAGGCAGUGCCCAAGUUUCCAAGUGGUCAGUCUGCCCCUGCACAACAUGCAAACUCCAGGCAGGUGGUGCCAUGGUUGGGAUUUGAACCAACGACUCUAGCACUGCCAGGCAGAAGUGCUAACCAUUUA
Messenger RNA from Staurois parvus, 269 nucleotides. The record is from the annotation of a GenBank genome assembly. NCBI's taxonomy places the organism in Eukaryota, Metazoa, Chordata, Amphibia, Anura, Ranidae.